Messenger RNA from Lymnaea stagnalis (great pond snail), 2310 nucleotides. NCBI's taxonomy places the organism in Eukaryota, Metazoa, Mollusca, Gastropoda, Lymnaeidae. The record is from the annotation of a GenBank genome assembly.
AUUACAGAUCUUAAAAAAAAACACAUUAAAAAACUGCAGGAAAGCCUUCCAUAAUAAUACUGCCAUGUCAUCUCGACUGAUGUUCUUACACAACAGCUGUAAAAAUGGCACAAACAGCCUCUACAGUCUCUGCUUUCAAAAGGUUUUCCAUCAAGUAUUUGAAAGUAUCAAGUCAGAUGUAUGUUCUUUCAGCACAAAAGCUGACCAUUACAAAGUGCUUGGAGUGGAUAAGAAUGCAACUCAUGAAGACAUUCGAGCAGCUUUUCUUAAAAGAUCUAAAGAGUGUCACCCAGAUAUCAGUAGUGGUAAGUCAGCAGAUAAUCACCAGCAGUUUAUCAUGGUGAAUGAGGCAUACACCACGUUAAGUAAACCUCUAACUCGCCGUAGUUAUGACCUGAAUUUGAACUUCGAGGAAUCAGAGAAACAGUACAACACUUACCAGCAGUCAGCACACACUCAAAAUUCCCAAGAGGAAAGCUUUUACGAACGUCCCCGGGCAUUCUAUGAUUUACAUUCCGUUAGGCAAAAAGCUGAAGACGAAUUCUACAGAAAGCAGCCAUACUAUGGAAUUAAAGGAGUUUCUAAAAUCUCCAAUGGAUCUAUAGUUAUGGCUUGCUUUUGUUUCAUGCUGACUGGAAUGUUAUUGCAUUUCGUUGUGCUUAGGCGCUCAUUUUCGAUGUACAAAAAAGUUUUGGAUGAAAAUGAUGCCAAGAGCCAUGCAAUCUUCAAGAAUGCUAAAGAGGCAGCAGCAACUUACUCUACACAGGAACUUAAACAAAAUUUAAUUGACAGUAGCAAUUUAACAAAGAAUACAACUACAGAGUGUAAGAAAACUGCUGAUCUAAAUCUAAGAAUGGAUUGAUAACUAGGAAUUGCUAAAAAUUGUUGCUGUAUCAUUUGUACAAAGUAGUGUGUUUAGAGGCUCUGAAAUUAAUACUCCUUAACCUUAAUAUCAGUGAGACAAUAAAACAGUAUAACUAUUAAACUUUGAAAAAAAAAAUCCUAAUGAGAAAGGAGGAGGUGUGAACUUCCUGGUUUUAAGCAAACUGCAUAUAAACAGUAUUGCGGCAUUGCAUUUGUGUAGGUGUUGGAAGAUAUUUUAUAAAAUCAUGUGUUGAAGACUGCCUGUGAAAACAGCAAUGCUCUGUGAAGUGAUAGCCCAGGGACUUGAUGUCCGGUGGUCCUCUCAUGAUACUGGAUAUGUGAGAAACAUUAUAGUUCAUGGGCUUGUUGUAGAAACUGCCGCUACAGCCAUCUGCAUGCAUUUCAGGUCUUAAUUAGUGAUAGUGUGUUGGAGAAAUAUAAAUUGAAUCAUGAUCUGUGAUUAGUGAGAGACUGUAGCAUUGUUUCAAUAAAUGCUAUUUUUACUAUUACUUUUCCUAUUUAAAUAAGCAACACAGGUUAAAAUAGUUAUGGAGAUGUGAUAUAAAAGUAAUGUAUUAAAUUCUAAAUCAACUACCACAGUGUGCCCAAACGGGUUACCGAAACUAGAUUUUAACAUUAUGUUGUGUUUUUUUUUUUUCAAUUAAAAAAUGGACAUUAUAAAGUAAAGGUUGGCAGAAAAUUAUUCUUGUCAUAUUCACCGAGGCGUCCCAUUUAUUGGACAAGGUUUGAACAUUUAGUCGACCAAGUAAGCCAGACUACUCUGUUUUGGAUACUUGAAACUCUCAUUUAAAUUUAAAGCAAAAAACAAAGAAAAAGCAAUUUAAUUUUUUUUUUAUAAAAACAAAAUUUUAAACAAACUACUAGUACUAGAAAUUGUAAUGACCUCAAAUUUAUAGUAAAUUAGUACAUCUCAAAUUCUUUUGUAAGCAGUGACUGCAAUUCAAUGAUGACAUGUUUAUAAGCUUUUUAACCAGCAAGUAAACUCACUGGUCCAGAUUAUAUUUUUAAUAAAUAAUACCCAAUAAGUAAAAUUAUAUAAAACAGUGGUUCUUAACCUGUGAUCCAUGGACGAUCCAAGAUCAUGAGGGGAAAGAUGCCAGGCGAUCCUGGAGCAGAAUUUGCUUGAAUUUUUAAAAAAAUCUAUUUUUAAGAAUUGACCCGUGGUCUUCAUCCAACUAGCAAAGGGCUCAAUGGGAAUCCUAAUCUAACAUAAUGUGAAUAAUAUUAAAAUGAAAGUUUUAAUGUUUGAUUUAGGUAAACAAAUUUUUUGAACACUUUACAUUUGAACAUGAAAAUUUUAGGUUGGAACAAGUAAAAUGUGCAUAACCAUAGGAUUGUAAUGCUAGCUUAAAUUUUAAAAAAAAAUCAAGAAGUAUGAAAGCAAUCGCUUAAAGAUGAUUACCAUAAUAAAAGAUACAUUUUGAC